Oncorhynchus kisutch (coho salmon) is the source of this 4672-nucleotide messenger RNA. It is a transcript of the gene mmp21, whose product is annotated as matrix metallopeptidase 21. Lineage: Eukaryota; Metazoa; Chordata; Actinopteri; Salmoniformes; Salmonidae. The transcript has 10 exons. Gene Ontology annotation, cellular component: extracellular matrix. Gene Ontology annotation, molecular function: metalloendopeptidase activity; zinc ion binding. Gene Ontology annotation, biological process: proteolysis; collagen catabolic process; extracellular matrix organization. The coding region runs from base 416 to 3769 and encodes 1117 amino acids. The record is from RefSeq and is a predicted model, not a curated record.
CCAUGCGUUCCAAACAGGUGUGUUCCUGGGCGGGAGUCGCGUGGCUGUUUUCCCGCCCCUUACUUUCGGGGAUGAAAUGCCAACCGUUAAGACCGCUCGGUAUCCAUUAGUAACCAGGGAAGCGUUAAUCACACAUUUGGCCGACAUUUUAAUUUAGCAGCCGCUUUAGAGGUGUUUGUUUACCUUUCGCAGCUGAGUGCGUAUUGCGAGUCAUAGGCCAUCUCUAUAGGUCUACUUUAUUGAAGUGUCGAUACUCUGUAAAACUUCAAAGUGUGUCACGUUUUAAAGGGCGUAACUUUGGAAAAGAGCCUUUACAUUUUGGUUGAGGACAUGAUUCGCUCUUCAGUGGGUCAUUAUCUAUCUCUCUCGCCAUCAUCAAACUGACUCGUGUCAAGACACACCGCAACAAACCACGAUGCUGAUUUUACUCCAGCUGAUAAAUGUAUUGUUGUUGACCAGCAUUGGCUCCACUGAUGCAGAGAAACUCUUCCACAGUCGGGAUCAUUCCGACCUACAGAUCCCCUCCUCUCACCAGGCUGAGCUCAUAACAGACAAGGAUACUGCAGAGCUAUUUCUCUCAAGGUACGGCUUCAUAAGACCGGUGAACUGGGAGGAGCUCCAGUUUGACCAAUCAACAGGCAUUUCUAACGAUGAAGACUUUCCCGGGGAGGAAGACCUAUCUGGGAUACAGGAGGGAGACUCAUCGUUGUCACGUGCAGAGACUGAUGAUGAUGAUGAUGACGAAGACUCUCCAAAUCCCACUGAAAGCCAAGCCUUCAUCUCAGCUCUCAGAGACUUCCAGAUGGUGUCCGGCCUGUCUGUCACAGGGCUGUUUGACGACGCCACCAAGGCUGCCAUGAACAAGCCAAGGUGUGGGGUCCCGGAUAAGGAGACGGAUGAUGCUACUGAGGAAGUACACGACUCCACCAGCUCAGCGCUUGGUAUCAACACCGCCACCUGGCUAACUAAGAACACAGACACCUCAGAAUACUCUAACAAAACCUUCAGUGGUGUUUUAAAUGGCUCUGCUACUGAUUACCCAGUGGACAAUAACAUAUUGACUAACCUUUCUAAUGGCACUGAUGGAAACUAUACAGAGGUUGACAAUUCAUUCAGUGACAUUUUUAAUAGCACUGUUAGCACCCACAAAGGUGAUAUAUCUGCCAGUAGCACAACAGAAUACUACGACCCAGUCGGUGAUACUCUCAAUGAUUCUGCUAUAAACAACACAGAGAAUAACAGCAAUACACACAGUCACACAGGGAACGACCCUACCACUGCUACUGACAGACCUCAUCAGAGGCCUCCUCCUACCACUGCUACUGACAGACCUCAUCAGAGCCCUCCUCCUACCACUGCUACUGACAGACCUCAUCAGAGGCCUCCUCCUACCACUGCUACUGACAGACCUCAUCAGAGCCCUCCUCCUACCACUGCUACUGACAAACCUCAUCAGAGCCCUCCUCCUACCACUGCUACUGACAGACCUCAUCAGAGCCCUCCUCCUACCACUGCUACUGACAGACCUCAUCAGAGCCCUCCUCCUACCACUGCUACUGACAGACCUCAUCAGCGUCAGAGCCCUCCUCCUAUCACUGCUACUGAUAGACCUCAUCAGAGCCCUCCUCCUACCACUGCUACUGACAGACCUCAACAGAGUCAGAGCCCUCCUCUUACCAUUGCUACUGACAGACCUCAAUGGAGCACUCCUACCACUGCUACUGACAGACCUCAUUGGAGCCGCACUCCUACCACUGCUACUGACAGACCUCAUCAGCGUCAGAGCCCUCCUCUUACCAUUGCUACUGACAGACCUCAAUGGAGCACUCCUACCACUGCUACUGACAGACCUCAUUGGAGCCGCACUCCUACCACUGCUAAUGACAGACCUCAUCAGAACCCUCCUACCACUGCUACUGACAGACCUCAUCAGAACCCUCCUCCUACCACUGCUACUGACAGACCUCAUCAGAAACCUCCUCUUACCACUGCUAAUGACAGACCUCAUCAGAGCCCUCCUCCUACCACUGCUACUGACAGACCUCAUCAGAGCCCUCCUCCUACCACUGCUACUGACAGACCUCAUCAGAGCCCUCCUCCUACCACUGCUACUGACAGACCUCAUCAGAGCCCUCAUCCUACCCCUGCUACUGACAGACCUCAUCAGAGCCCUCCUCCUACCACUGCUACUGACAGACCUCAUCGGAUCCCUCCUCCUACCACUGCUACUGACAGACCUCAUCAGAGCCCUCCUCCUACCACUGCUACUGACAGACCUCAUCAGAGCCCUCCUCCUACCACUGCUACUGACAGACCUCAUCAGAGCCCUCCUCCUACCACUGCUACUGACAGACCUCAUCAGAGCCCUCCUCCUACCACUGCUACUGACAGAACUCAUCGGAGCCCUUUUCCUACCACUGCUACUGACAGACCUCAUCAGCAUCAGAACCGCGUGGCCUCACUGCUGUCCAAGCGGAGGCAGAAGAGACAUGUGGGGAAACGUGCAUGGGGAAACAUGGCAUUCUCCAAAAUGGUGCUGAAGUGGAGGCUGAUAGGAGAGGGUUACAGCAGUCAGCUGACCAUACAGGACCAGAGACAUAUCAUCAGCCUGGCCUUCAGGAUGUGGAGCGAGGUGUCUCCCCUGGAGUUUAUAGAGGACACAUCCUCUCCCCUGGCGGAUGUAGACAUCAAACUGGGUUUUGGAACAGGGAGACACUUGGGAUGCAACCAGAAGUUCGAUGGUACUGGACGAGAGUUUGCUCACGCCUGGUUCCUGGGAGACAUUCACUUCGAUGACGAUGAACAUUUUACUGCACCUAACACUGGCAGUGGCAUCAGCCUGCUCAAAGUGGCAGUGCAUGAGAUAGGCCACGUCCUGGGCCUGCCUCACAUCUACAGGACUGGUUCCAUUAUGCAACCAAGUUACCUGCCCCAGGAAUCAGGCUUCGAGAUCAACUGGAUGGACAGGAAGUCCAUACAGCACCUCUAUGGGGGCUGUAAGGGUCAGUACAACACAGUGUUUGACUGGAUCAGGAAGGAGAGAACCCAGUACGGUGAGGUGGUGAUUCGUUUCAACACCUACUUCAUGAGGGACGGCUGGUACUGGCUCUAUGAGAACAGGACCAACCGAACCCGCUAUGGUGACCCGGUGGCUCUUCAGGUGGGCUGGCACGGCAUACCUCCCGACGGGGUAGACGCAUGUGUUCACGUGUGGAACAGGAACACUGAUGCUGUCUACUUCUUUAAAGGCACCCAGUACUGGAGGUAUGAUGAUGACAAUGACCAGGUGUUUACAGUGGACCCUGAGGGACACCUCUACCCUAGACUCAUCUCUGAGGGGUUCCCAGGGGUGCCCAGUCCUAUAGACACAGCCUUCUAUGACAGGAGGGACUAUCACAUCUACUUCUUCAAGGGCACCUAUGUGUAUGUGUUCGACGUGACAGCCACCCGCGUGUCCCCAGGCUUCCCCAGGAAGAUCACCGCUGUGUUCCCAGCAGUAGUGUCUGGGGAUCACCCGGGCGGUAGCAUAGACGCCGCCUACUUCUCCUACACGCACAACGCUGUCUUCCUGUUCAAGGAUACACUGUUCUGGAGGGUGGUGGGGAGGAGCAGAGACCGCUGGAGGAGACCGGCGCUGCCACGCAACGACCUGCUGCCACGCAACGGCCUGCUGCCACACAACGGCCUGCUGCCACGCAGGAAGGUGGAGGAACAGUGGUUUGACAUUUGUAACGUUCACCCCUCGGCUCUGAAGGUGGCCCGUCGAUGAGAGGGGGGGGCUAUGAGGAUUCUGUGUAACGUUCACCCCUCGGCCCUGAAAGUGGCCCGUCGAUGAGAGGGGGGGGCUAUGAGGAUUCUGUGUAACGUUCACCCCUCGGCCCUGAAAGUGGCCCGUCGAUGAGAGGGGGGGGGCUAUGAGGAUUCUGUGUAACGUUCACCCCUCGGCUCUGAAAGUGGCCCGUCGAUGAGAGGGGGGGGCUAUGAGGAUUCUGUGUAACGUUCACCCCUCGGCCCUGAAAGUGGCCCUUCGAUGAGGGGGGGGGGGGGACUAUGAGGAUUCUGUGGGAUUAGUGGAGCCUGGACCCAGAUCGGAUGGCACUCGUACCAACUCUAAACAUGACACUGAGUGAGCAGCACAGACUGGCCCCGUAGCCAUGACAACAGAGUUCCUAAGGUGACCGCUGGUUUCACAGUAAACUGACUUAUAUCCAUUACAUUAUAAAGAUGUAUUAGUCUACAACACAUUUAAUUCAUUAUGAUAACUAUUGUUAACUAUUAUCAACCUUGUACAUGUCCACAAUAUAUAUUUAGUUGUUUCAAAAAAACAUUUUAAUAGUUUAAUGGCCACGAUUACAGACACCUGUGUCUUUUGACACUAUAUAAACGCAGUGUUUAUACCCUGAUGAAGACGGUUUUGGCUGUCGAAACGUUGGACAUCUGAGCUCCUAGAUUGGUGAGGCUCUCCUUUACUAUUCAUAUUGGAAUAGUUUACACAAUAUGUCGUUGAAGACAAUAAUGCCUUUUUUUUGGCAUGUUCUUAUGUUUCAUUUUUAUAAAAUCAGUUGUAAUUAUAUGGACUGAAUUGAAUUGACAAAAACAAACUCUGAAAACGCAGUUUUUAAUUUAGACUGAGAUCAGAUACAUGUUCCCUAUUAAAGACUUGUAACAACAA